Racocetra persica is the source of this 137-nucleotide messenger RNA. The record is from the annotation of a GenBank genome assembly. Lineage: Eukaryota; Fungi; Glomeromycota; Glomeromycetes; Diversisporales; Gigasporaceae.
AGCAUAUUUACAAAACAAGAAGUUCUUGUAGAUGUGAAGCUUGAACACCAAACAAUAUGUCCUUGCAUUGCUAUCACCGUUGUGGUGCCUAAUCACCAAAUGAAUUACCAUUGCAAUGGUGCCUACUUAUAUAAUAA